AUGUCGACCACCACUGCAACAACGACGACCUACCUCCGGCCCGUCGAGCGCCCCGAGCUGCUCCUCGACCUGCAACGGCGUCCCUACACGAUCCAUUCGCCCUCCGACAACGAAAUUGACCAGGUCGACAUCACAAAGGACCGAUACGACCUCACCACGUUCCAGGGAAGGCUUCGCCAUUUCGCCUCGGUCACCUCGCCCCUCACCCUCCUCUCGUCCAAGGCCGAGCUCAAGUCGGCCCGCGACCUCGUCCACUCCUACGAGUCCCAGUUCCCGCGCGACCGCACAAACGGCCGCUUCCUCGUUUCCCGCAACGAUGCACAGCGCUACUGGAAGGCAAAACAGCUCGUAGACUCGAGCGUCCACCCCGACACCGGCGAGGUCGUGCCCCUCCCCUUCCGCAUGUCGGCCUUUGUGCCCACCAACCUCAUCGUAGUGGGUGGCAUGCUCCUGCCCAACCCUACGCUGCCCAUGGUCAUCUUCUGGCAGUUCUGCAACCAGUCGCUCAACGUGGCCGUAAACUUUGAGAACGCCAACAAGUCUGUCCCGAUGGACAUGAAGGAAGUGGGGAUCGCCUAUGCCGCUGCCACGACGUCGGCCGUCGGUAUCGCUGUUGGUCUCACGCGGCUGGUGCCCCGGCUGCGGGUCAGCCCGGGUGCCAAGGCCGCCCUUGGCAAGCUGGUCCCUUUUGUCAGCGUCGCGUCGGCGGGUAUCGUCAACAUCAGCUGCAUGAGGUGGAAGGAGAUCAAGAAUGGCGUCAGCGUCUUCCGGAGGGACCACGAAGGCAACAGGAUCAAGGUCGGGGAUUCAUCGGCGGCGGGCAAGCGCGCCGUGGCCAUGACGGCCGCCAGCCGCGUUCUGACGAACAUCCCGACGCUGAUCCUGCCUCCCUUGGCCAUGGCGUACCUGCAGCGCAAGCGCAUCGUCCCCUCGGGCGGCCUGUGGGCACGGGCCACGGACCUGACCCUGAUCGGCACCAGCCUGCUCGUCUUCCUGCCCCCGGCCAUCGCCACGUUCCCGCAGGUGGCCACCAUCAGCCCGUCGAAGCUAGAGCCGCGCUUCCACAACAUCAAGGACGACGACGGCAAGCCCGUAGACACGCUCGAAUUCAACAAGGGCCUCUAG
Pseudozyma flocculosa PF-1 is the source of this 1125-nucleotide messenger RNA. RefSeq lists its product as uncharacterized. Gene Ontology annotation, biological process: monoatomic ion transport; mitochondrial transmembrane transport. The transcript has 2 exons. Gene Ontology annotation, cellular component: mitochondrial inner membrane. Gene Ontology annotation, molecular function: monoatomic ion transmembrane transporter activity. The record is from RefSeq and is a predicted model, not a curated record. Bases 1 to 1125 code for a protein of 374 amino acids. Lineage: Eukaryota; Fungi; Basidiomycota; Ustilaginomycetes; Ustilaginales; Ustilaginaceae.